Messenger RNA from Striga asiatica, 576 nucleotides. Lineage: Eukaryota; Viridiplantae; Streptophyta; Magnoliopsida; Lamiales; Orobanchaceae. The record is from the annotation of a GenBank genome assembly.
AUGCCCAUUAACCCACGUGUGAAAUUAUGUUCAAGCAGACAAAUAUGUCAUGGUGACGGGAGGCUUCAUGGCCUAACCAUCGGGGGGAAGUCGGGACCUAAGAGAUCGAGUGGAACAAUACAUAGAGAAAUAAAGCCCUUAGGAAUUCCAAGGCCCAUAACAAAAAAAUCCACUUUCUUUCGGUUACGAGGUUUAUUCGAAUAUGAAAUCCAAUCUUGGAAAUACAUCAUCCCACCCUUUUUUUACUACCCAAGGUUUCGAUACAUUUCGCAAUCGAGAAAUCUCUACCGAUGCAGGUGUUAUUCGAGAACAAAUAGCCGAUCUAGUUUACGCAUUAUUCUAGAGAAGAGGGGCCCACGGGGAAUGAAUGGGAAGAUCGAUAGACGCAUAGACUUGGCUAAACAUUUUCUUCGAACAAAUAUAGAACCAGUAUGGAUGGUUUUGUGUCUAUUACCAAUUCUUCCUCCUGAGUUAAGACCUGCGAUUCAGAUAGAAGAGGGUAAAUUUAUGAGCUCGUAUAUUAUUGACUCUAUAGAAGAGUUAUCUAUCGGAACAAUAUUCUUACCGAUCUAUUAA